AUGAGCAUCACGAGGGCCUCCAAUGAACAUACCGAGAAGCCGGACGUGUCCGAGACAGAAGAUGGCCAUGGGCUUAGCGAAAAAGACCGCAUCGACGGCAUCGCGACCGCCCCCGGCACGACACUCGAGUCUUUUGCGCAUCUAGACGAGAAGAAAGUCCUCAGAAAGAUGGACGUUCGUCUUAUUCCCAUGCUGGCGCUUCUGUACCUGCUUUCAUUUUUGGACCGUGAGAUUCCUCUUCUCCUUGCCGUCUCUGGCAGCUUCGUAGAGCUGAUCUUGUGUCUAGGUGGCAACAUCGGCAAUGCCAAGAUCGAAGGCCUUCAGGAAGACCUACACAUGUCAGAUGACCAGUACAACUGGUGUCUCACUGUCUUCUUUUUUACUUAUGCCGCCUUCGAGGUCCCAAGCAAUCUGUUACUGAAGAAGCUCAGGCCCAGCGUUUGGCUCCCCACCAUCAUGGUCGCAUGGGGUAUUGUGAUGACUCUCAUGGGCAUCGUGCAAAGCUACCACGGGCUUCUCAUUGCUCGUAUCUUCCUGGGAGUAACCGAGGCUGGCUUGUUCCCUGGCGUAGCAUACUAUCUCACAAUGUGGUACUGUCGCCACGAGAUCCAGUUCCGUCAGGCGCUGUUUUUCUCCGCAGCUUCUAUUGCAGGCGCGUUCAGCGGCCUCUUGGCAUUCGGCAUCUCAAAGAUGAACGGUGUUGGUGGUCUGGAAGGAUGGCGUUGGAUCUUCAUUCUCGAGGGCAUCGUCACUGUUCUCGUCGCCGUGUGGGCAUUCUUUGCGUUGCAUGACUUUCCUGAGACAGCCUCCUUCCUAUCAGAAGAGGAGCGCGCCUUCGUCGUUUUUCGUCUAAAGUAUCAAAGCCAAAUCAAGGGCAAGCAGAUCGGCCAGGUCGCUGUCCCCGAAGCUGAGGAAUUCAAGUGGAGAUAUGUCGGCGAUGCCUUUAAGGACUGGCAGAUCUGGGUAAACAUCUUCGUGUACUGGGGGUAUUCACAGAUUGUUUGCCCUCUUUACGGCAUCAGCCUAUUCCUACCUACGAUCAUCCGCAAUCUUGGAUACACAUCGAGCACGGCGCAGUUGAUGACAGUCCCGAUUUACAUCACCGCUGCGAUUCUGGCGGUCAUCAUUGCCUACAUCUCCGACAAGGUCGGCAAGCGAAGUCCCUUCAUCGUGGGCUUCUUGUGCGUGAUGAUCGUCGGCUUCUCCAUGUGUUUGGCCUCUGCCAACCCCCGCGUUGUCUAUGCAGGUGUCUUCAUUGCGGCCUGUGCCAUCUACCCAGCAUUCCCUGGUGUCAUUACUUGGCUGGCGAACAACUUGGGCCGGCAGCUACAAGCGAAUCAUCAGGCUAUGGCGUCAAACUUUUACAGAGGCGAAGAUUCGCCCCGUUAUAUCCUCGGGCAUGCGCUCGAGAUUGGCUUCAUCUGCGCGGGCAUCAUUGCGGCAUUGAUACUAAUCUUUAGCUAUACAACCAUCAACAAGAAGCGCGACCGCAAACUGGCCGCCGGCGAGGACAGUCACUAUACAGCACAAGAACUGUCAAGCAAGGGAGAUAGAGCGCUGACCUGGAGGUACAUGUACUAG
Molecule: messenger RNA, 1581 nt
Organism: Verticillium alfalfae VaMs.102
Lineage: Eukaryota; Fungi; Ascomycota; Sordariomycetes; Glomerellales; Plectosphaerellaceae
Product: high-affinity nicotinic acid transporter
Exons: 5
Coding region: 1-1581 (526 amino acids)
Biological process (GO): transmembrane transport
Cellular component (GO): membrane
Molecular function (GO): transmembrane transporter activity
Source: RefSeq, a predicted model, not a curated record